GAUUCGUCUGACACGCUCCGGGUGUCCCACCGCCAGGUGGUCCCGGACCCAGGGUACUAACCUACGCGGCCCACACGUCGGUGACCGCACGCGGAAACCCUAGGUCAUAGGCCUGCUGCCUUCGGCACACGCGGCACAGCUCGCCCAUUUCUUAUCUACUGCCCCCGCCGUCCUCGCCUCCUCCCCCGAUCCAAAUCCGAAAUUUUUCCCCUCCCCGCAGCCCGCUCCCUCCUCCGCGCCCGCACUGUAGCCCGAGCGCUCGGCUCCACCGCCGUGGGCUGUAGCCGCCGUCGCUGCCAUGGCGAACGACGGGUCCCCCAAGUCCGGUGACAUCCCGCCCUACCCCGAGAUGAUUCUCGCGGCGAUCGAGGCGCUGGGCGACAAGAACGGCUCGAGCAAGUCCGCCAUCUCCAGCUACAUCGAGGAGAAGUACGAGGGCCUCCCCUCGGCGCACGCCUCCCUCCUCACGGCCAACCUCGCCAGCAUGAAGGAGGCCGGCAAGCUCGCCUUCGUCAAGAACAACUACCUCAAGGCUGACGCUCCCUCCGCCACCCCGGCAAAGCGCGGCCGCGGCCGCCCGCCUAAGGACCCUAACGCGCCGCCCAAGCCGAAGGCUGCGCCCAAGGACCCCAACACGCCCAAGCGCGGCCGGGGCCGCCCGCCCAAGGCUAAGGAUCCCAUGGCCGACGCCGUCAAGGAUGCCGUCGCCAAGGCGACCACCGGCAUGCCCCGGGGCCGCGGCCGCCCGCCGGGUCCCUCCUCGGCCAAGAAGGCCAAGGUCGCCAAGGAGGCUGCCUCUCCGGCUCCCGCGGACGGCUCCGCUCCUGCCAAGCGUGGCCGUGGGCGCCCACGCAAGGUGGCGGUGUGAGGCCUGCGUGCUGAUGCCUUUCGGUCUGUGUAUCUCGCUGUGGUUGCGACGGUGGUAAGCUCCUAGGUGUGACCGUGCUUCUUCGAUUUGUGCUCCGUACUAAUUGUUCCGUCGGCUUAGUUGCUCAGUAUGUGUUGUAACCUAAUCGAGAUGAGUGUGCACAAUGGAUGGAUGGAUGUUUUUAGCUUCGGUUGUAGUUGACUGUGCUGCUGUGAGUGAACAUGUUCAUUUUUUUUAUCGCCAUCUCUGUUGCUUCCGCAUUAUGAUGAAGAUGUUUGUCAUGUUGUUGUGUA
Molecule: messenger RNA, 1161 nt
Organism: Triticum aestivum (bread wheat)
Lineage: Eukaryota; Viridiplantae; Streptophyta; Magnoliopsida; Poales; Poaceae
Product: HMG-Y-related protein A
Exons: 2
Coding region: 299-868 (189 amino acids)
Biological process (GO): chromosome condensation; negative regulation of DNA recombination; regulation of DNA-templated transcription
Cellular component (GO): nucleus; chromatin; nucleosome
Molecular function (GO): nucleosomal DNA binding; double-stranded DNA binding
Source: RefSeq, a predicted model, not a curated record